UGCGGAUGAUGUUGUCCUGUUGGCUUCCUCGAACCAGGACCUACAGCAGGCACUGGGGCGGUUUGCAGCUCAGUGUGAAGCGGCUGGGAUGGGAAUCAGCACCUCUAAAUCUGAGGUCAUGGUUCUCAGUCGGAAAAGGGUGGCUUGUCCUCUUCAGGUUGGUGUGGAGUCCCUGCCCCAGGUGGAGGAGUUUAAGUAUCUGGGGGUCUUGUUCACGAGUGAGGGAAGGAUGGAGCGGGAGAUCGACAGACGGAUCGGUGCAGCUUCUGCAGUAAUGCAGUCGCUGUACCGGUCUGUCGUGGUGAAGAAAGAGCUGAGCUGUAAGGCGAAGCUCUCGAUUUACCGGUCGAUCUACGUUCCUACUCUCACCUAUGGUCAUGAGCUUUGGGUCAUGACCGAAAGGAUAAGAUCCCGGAUACAAGCGGCCGAAAUGAGUUUUCUCCGUAGGGUGGCUGGGCGCUCCCUUAGAGAUAGGGUGAGGAGCUCGGUCACUCGGGAGGAGCUCGGAGUAGACCCGCUGCUCCUUCACAUCGAGAGAGGCCAGUUGAGGUGGCUCGGGCAUCUGUUCCGGAUGCCUCCUGGACGCCUCCCUGGGGAGGUGUUCCGGGCAUGUCCCACCGGGAGGAGGCCCCGGGGAAGACCCAGGACACGCUGGAGGGACUAUGUCUCUCGGCUGGCCUGGGAACGCCUCGGUGUUCCGCCGGAAGAGCUGGAGGAAGUGUCUGGGGAGAGGGAAGUCUGGGCGUCUCUGCUUAGACUGCUGCCCCCGCGACCCGGUUCCGGAUAAGCGGGUGA
This is a messenger RNA of Labeo rohita (rohu), 795 nucleotides long. RefSeq lists its product as uncharacterized. The transcript has a single exon. Lineage: Eukaryota; Metazoa; Chordata; Actinopteri; Cypriniformes; Cyprinidae. Gene Ontology annotation, biological process: regulation of DNA-templated transcription. Bases 89 to 787 code for a protein of 232 amino acids. The record is from RefSeq and is a predicted model, not a curated record.